Molecule: messenger RNA, 1425 nt
Organism: Lolium perenne
Lineage: Eukaryota; Viridiplantae; Streptophyta; Magnoliopsida; Poales; Poaceae
Product: bifunctional L-3-cyanoalanine synthase/cysteine synthase 2, mitochondrial
Molecular function (GO): cysteine synthase activity
Source: RefSeq, a predicted model, not a curated record
UCUCCUCACUUCACACCACACCACACCACACCACUGCACUCGGCUACUUAUUAGCCAGCUGUUCUUCUUCGCUAAAAGUACAAACACAACAUACCCCUAGUAAAGUAGUAAGUGUUACCAAGUCAGUGACAGAUGGAGAGGAUGGUGAUGAGUCUGGCCAGGAGGAACAGAUCCCUCUUCCGAGCAGGAGGAGGAUCAAGCCUCAUCAGCAGCAGCCGGGUCGUCUCCGGCUCCGGCGCCGGCGGCUCGUCGUCUAGCUUCUUCUCCACUCAGCAGCAGCCGCACGAAGAUCCAGUGCUCAACAUCAGGGACACUGCCGCCCACCUGAUUGGCCGGACGCCGCUGGUGUACCUGAACAAGGUCACGGAGGGGUGCGGCGCCCGGAUCGCCGCCAAGCUCGAGUUCCUGCAGCCCUCCUUCAGUGUCAAAGACAGGCCUGCGGUUUCCAUGAUUGAAGACGCAGAAAAGAAGGGGCUGAUAACCCCAGGCAAGACGACGCUGAUCGAGCCCACGUCCGGGAACAUGGGAAUCGGCCUGGCUUUCAUGGCCGCGCUCAAAGGGUACGAGCUCGUGCUCACCAUGCCGUCCUACACCAGCCUCGAGAGGAGGGUGGUCAUGAAGGCGUUCGGCGCGCAGCUCGUGCUCACCGACCCGGCGAAAGGGAUGGGAGGGACGGUGAGGAAGGCCACCCAGCUCUACGAGGACCACCCUAGCGCCUUCAUGCUCCAACAGUUUGAGAAUCCUGCCAAUGUCAAGGUACACUACGAAACGACUGGUCCGGAAAUAUGGGAGGACACGCUUGGGCAGGUUGACAUCUUCGUCAUGGGGAUCGGGAGUGGCGGUACCGUCACCGGUGUCGGCAAGUACCUCAAAGAGAAGAACCCCAAUGCAAAGAUCUAUGGAGUUGAACCUGCUGAAGCAAAUGUUCUAAAUGGUGGCAAGCCAGGGCCUCACCUCAUCACUGGAAAUGGAGUGGGAUUCAAGCCAGAUAUUUUGGACAUGGAUAUAAUGGAUAAGGUUCUUGAGGUGAAAGGUGAGGAUGCUGUUAAGAUGGCGCAACAGUUGGCAGUGAAAGAAGGUCUUCUGGUGGGGAUAUCAUCAGGAGCAAACACGGUGGCGGCCAUCGAACUCGCGAAGAGGCCAGAAAACAAAGGGAAGCUCAUUGUGACUAUUCAUCCGAGCGCGGGGGAGCGAUACUUAUCGUCGGCGCUGUUCGAGGGUUUGAGGAAGGAAGCUGAGGCUAUGCAGCCAGUGCAAGUGGACUAACUUGGACCUAUGGAAUGAAUGCAUACGGAACAAAAUUCACCGCGUGCCAUGUUGCAAGUGCUAGUUGUAUUGUGCCUCAUUUGCAAUCUUCAAUUUGUGCCCAGUGUGGACCUUUUGUAAACAACAAUUAGAAAUGGUUGAAAAGGGACUUUGCUUUUA